Aureobasidium vineae is the source of this 390-nucleotide messenger RNA. Lineage: Eukaryota; Fungi; Ascomycota; Dothideomycetes; Dothideales; Saccotheciaceae. The record is from the annotation of a GenBank genome assembly.
AUGCCACCCAAGUCCACCCUCACCCAGCGCGACGUCGAGAUUGACUGGGACAAACUCGCCGCAAAAGUCGGCUAUAAGAAUGCCCAGUCCGCUCGCGCCUGCUUCCAGGAGACCAAGAAGAGAAUGCGUGCCAUGAACGACAAUGCUGAUGAUGAAAACACAAAGAAACCCGUCAUCAGCACCCCAGAGACUGAAGAAGACGUUCACAAUGCCAAGGCCAUCGCUGCAGGCAGAGCCAGAUAUGCUGCUGACAAACUUGCUGCUGAAGUCAAGAAGGAAGUUGAUGAUGAGGAGCCUCUGGGUAUGAACAUUGAUUCUGGAGAGGAUGAGGGACUGAUUGCGUAUGAGUUGGUCAAGAACGAAGUCUUUGGCGAAGGAGUCGAGGUUUGA